AUGUCCAGCAAGGUAGCCAUUGGCAGUGACAUUGGACAGGCCCGCCGGGCGGUGGAGCAACUAAGGAUGGAGGCAGGCAUCGACCGUGUGAAGGUAUCCAAGGCAGCUACUGACCUACUACAGUUCUGCACGGAGCAGGCCAAGAGUGACCCCUUCCUCGUGGGCAUUCCAGCUGCCACCAACCCCUUCAAGGAGAAGAAGCCCUGUGCCAUCCUGUGA
Molecule: messenger RNA, 219 nt
Organism: Urocitellus parryii (Arctic ground squirrel)
Lineage: Eukaryota; Metazoa; Chordata; Mammalia; Rodentia; Sciuridae
Gene: Gng14
Product: G protein subunit gamma 14
Biological process (GO): G protein-coupled receptor signaling pathway
Cellular component (GO): heterotrimeric G-protein complex
Molecular function (GO): G-protein beta-subunit binding
Source: RefSeq, a predicted model, not a curated record